AUGUCGUCCUCUACCACAUCCGGAUCGCAAGGUUCCUCCUCCUCCUCUACAGCGACCAUCACCCCAAACACCUCGUUCUCUUCUGGCCACGACAAUAUCCACAUCAUUAAGUCGUGGUCCGGCGAUAUCUCUCGAUGCUUGCUCUCUUAUGAAGCCGAAACCCUCCUCCGCUUCACUCACGAGGCGCCGCUUAUCGUCAAGAAGGCCGUUGGCGAAUACCUGAUGCGCCUGACGGUGUACCCGACGAGUCCCCGCGCACUCACAUGGUGUCGCUACCGACUUGAACUCCUGGGCACCAUUGUCGAUAACAGCAACGAUAACGAUGUUGCUGUCGACGCAUCCGCUGACACGGUCAGCAACCUUUCGCAAAGCAUCACCAGGGACAAUGCCGAUAUCCCUUCUCUGCUCAAUAGGAUUCAAGACGUCGAGUUCAGUGCCUACGAGCUUUUCAGAAUCUGGGGCCAGACCUCAUCAAUUAAUCUGGACGACUGUUGGUCGCUAUGGGUCGCCGCGGACGACAUUGUGCAGGUGGUUGUCGAAGAUAUAGAAGGCGAAUUGGGUUGA
Molecule: messenger RNA, 564 nt
Organism: Exophiala xenobiotica
Lineage: Eukaryota; Fungi; Ascomycota; Eurotiomycetes; Chaetothyriales; Herpotrichiellaceae
Exons: 1
Coding region: 1-564 (187 amino acids)
Source: RefSeq, a predicted model, not a curated record